AUGGUGCGCAAUAUCGUCGUGCUCGGCGGCAACUCGCACCCCAAGUUCGUCGAUAGCGUGUGCGAGUUCCUCGGGGUAGCGCCCUCGCAGCGCGUGCUUAACAAGUUCUCGUCGGGCGAGACGCGGUGCGAGAUCCAGGACUCGGUGCGCGGCAAGGAUGUCUUCAUCAUCCAGUCGUUUGGCGUCGGCGCCGGUCAGGAACACGUUAACGACUACUUCAUCGAGCUGUGCAUCAUGAUAUCGGCCUGCAAGACGGGCUCGGCCCGCCGCGUCACGGCCGUCCUGCCCAUGUUCCCCUACUCGCGCCAGCCCGACCUGCCCUACACCAAGACGGGCGCUCCCCGAGAUACCUUUGAGAGCGUGCCCGCCACCCCGGCCCCGAGCAUCCCUCGGACCGCCGGCCUGACCAACAACGUCGACCUCACCGACGCAAUCGCCACUAAGGCCCUGCCCAAGGGUGCUCAGACCCCUCCUCCCCAGUCUCAGUCUCACCCCCAACAACAGCAACAGUCACACCACCACUACACGACCCACGACUACGAAAACCCCACCCUCGUCAUGGCGGUCCAGGCCAACAGCUCCGGUUACAAGCAUUGGGUCGCACAGGCAGGGUCCCUCGUCGCCGACCUCUUGACCUGUGCCGGCGCCGACCGGAUCCUCACCUGCGACCUGCACGAGGGAACCUACCAGGGCUUCUUCGACAUCCCCGUCGACAACCUUUACGCCCGGCCGCUGCUGAAGCGCUACAUCCAGCAGAACCUGGAUAACCACGGCUUCCGCGACGCCGUCAUCGUGAGCCCCGACGCCGGCGGCGCCAAGCGCGCUACGGCGAUCGCCGACAGCCUAGGCAUGGCCUUUGCCCUGAUACACAAGGAGCGCCGGCCUACCAAGAUGACGGACCGCCCCAAGGCUACCAUGAUGCUAGUCGGUGACGUGGCGAACCGCGUGUGCAUCCUGGUUGACGAUCUCGCCGACACGGCCAGCACCAUCACGCGCGCCGCCAAGCUGCUCAAGCGCGAGGGCGCCGUCCGCGUCGUUGCCCUCCUCACCCACGGCGUCCUGAGCGGCGACGCCAUCGCCCGCAUCAACGCCUCCCACCUCGACACCCUCGUCGUCACCAACACGGUCGCCCAGGACCAUGACCGCCGCCUCGCCUGCCCCAAGCUUGAGGUCCUUGAUAUUUCGCCCUUUUUUGCCGAGGCCAUCCGCCGCGUCCACCACGGCGAGUCGAUCAGUGUGUUGUUUCAGUACGAUUAA
Molecule: messenger RNA, 1257 nt
Organism: Lasiosphaeria miniovina
Lineage: Eukaryota; Fungi; Ascomycota; Sordariomycetes; Sordariales; Lasiosphaeriaceae
Product: ribose-phosphate diphosphokinase
Exons: 1
Coding region: 1-1257 (418 amino acids)
Biological process (GO): purine nucleotide biosynthetic process; 5-phosphoribose 1-diphosphate biosynthetic process
Cellular component (GO): cytoplasm; ribose phosphate diphosphokinase complex
Molecular function (GO): ribose phosphate diphosphokinase activity; magnesium ion binding
Source: RefSeq, a predicted model, not a curated record